Molecule: messenger RNA, 1029 nt
Organism: Cyphellophora europaea CBS 101466
Lineage: Eukaryota; Fungi; Ascomycota; Eurotiomycetes; Chaetothyriales; Cyphellophoraceae
Exons: 5
Coding region: 1-1029 (342 amino acids)
Biological process (GO): secondary metabolic process
Cellular component (GO): cytosol; cytoplasm
Molecular function (GO): carboxy-lyase activity; hydrolase activity
Source: RefSeq, a predicted model, not a curated record
AUGGGUCGCGGCACGAUAGCCAUCGAAGAAGCCACCAUCGACCCGGGCUCGAUCUGGACGCUGCCCGAAGCCGUGCAGUUUCUCAAUCCUGGUCAGGAGGUGACGAACGAGACCGUGCAGCGCCAUGCCGUGACGCUGGGCGACCUCGAGGAGCGCCUCCGCCACAUGGACGCGGAGGGUGUCGAAUACAUGCUCCUCUCGCUCACCUCUCCUGGGCCACAAGGACAACCUGACCCGGCGGUGGCGGAGCAGACGGCCAGGGCGGCCAACGACUGGUUGGCCGGGGAGGCGGCGAAGCAUCCAACGCGCUUUGGCGGCCUGGCGGCCUUGUCGAUGCAUAAUGCAACACAAGCUGCGGAAGAGUUGAAGCGCGCGGUGGGGCUGGGCAUGUUCGGCGCUAUGAUUAAUGAUUUCCAGAGCACGGGCAACGACGGGAAAGGGAGGAAGUAUUAUGACGAGGAAGAGUACGACGUUUUCUGGGCGGCGGUGCAAGAACUAGGCGUUCCGGUAUACUUCCACCCGCGGUGGCCGCCGUUGGUCGAGAUCAAGCCUGGAAGUGAGGUAUCGUACGCGCCGCGGACUCACCUACUUGGUGCCGCCGUGCAAUUCCAUUUGGAUUUGAGUUUUCAUCUCUACGCCGUCAUCUCUUCUGGAGUCUUCGAUCGAUAUCCCGACGUUCAGAUUGUGGCGGGCCAUAUGGGGGAGGGCAUUCCAUUCAACCUGUGGCGUGCCAACUCCUGGUACAACAAGCCGAGCAAAAAGGCGACUAGACCAUCAAAGGAGGACUAUGGCUACUAUUUCGCUAGAAAUGUCCACAUCACAACGUCGGGUUUCUUCAGCACGCCGAAUCUGAAGUUCGUGAUCGACCAAUUGGGAGUUGACCGGGUGUUGUACUCGAUUGAUACGCCGUACGACACGGUCAAAGCUGGUCAGGACUGGUGGAAGUCGGUGUCCCUGCCAGGAGAUCAGAAGGAGGUGGUUGGAAGAAGCAACGCUAUCAAGUUGUUCAAACUCCCUCUGGAGCUAUAG